Molecule: messenger RNA, 3144 nt
Organism: Exophiala xenobiotica
Lineage: Eukaryota; Fungi; Ascomycota; Eurotiomycetes; Chaetothyriales; Herpotrichiellaceae
Exons: 3
Coding region: 410-2794 (794 amino acids)
Molecular function (GO): protein binding
Source: RefSeq, a predicted model, not a curated record
CCACCACCCUCUUUGUUGUCGUCCUCCUUAGGUCUUCGUAGAUUCCCACAACUGUGGCCUGUCUUGCCUGAAAUUGCCAUUGAAGCACUGCCGUGAUAGCAUGCUUCAAUGAGCUCGAGAAAUGUCUACAACAGCCAUCCAACGCCGGAAAUUGUCCUGGGUUGAUCCCUCAAACCUCUAACCCCCACCUGAGCCUUAGGACUCCCACUUGCACUUUGUCCGCGUCAGCAAUACCAAAUUGCCCUCCUGAAGCAAUAUAUCUCCAUCUCUCCGGGUACUCGGAUACAGAAAGGGAAGCUGAGCGGUCCUGCUGUCACCGAUCGCUUGAUCUUCUCUAACCGAAGGACGAUCAGAGCUUCUAAGCUGUACUAUCCCUAGACCAAGGUCUCAUCGUCGUUUGGUCGCCGCCAUGAGUUACAACACAGGAGCAACCUUCGUUCCUGGAGGAGAGGACUCCUAUUACAUGCCAGAGUUGAUCCAACCUACCCCGAACAGGGUACACGAACUACCGACAAACAUGCGACAAAACGUUGCUCAAAUGGAACAGGCUGCAUCAAGUCCUAACUCCUCAGCAUAUUCCGGUUCAGUUUAUUCACCUCAGUCGGCAGAGUAUAUGCCCUCAAACAUGAAUCCUUGGCCGGCUGCGCAACCCCCUAGCCAACAUCAGCAGGGAUACGAACAGAAGCUGCCGACGAACAAUACUCCUCUAUUGAACCAACAGAACAACCACCCUCCGAGGUCGACGUCCAUACAACAAACAGAACAACCGAACUUCUCCCCCUUCCCCAUCCUUCGCAAUCCGCCUCCUAACGUCCCUCCAACCGACGAACAGAAAGAGGCAACACUAGAAGCUGCAAGGGCUGCUGUAUUGAGUUGCAACGAUCCAGAGACACAAUUGACAUGGGCACAAGAUGUGUUGGCAUAUGUGGAGGUCUGUCAACAAAACGAGGAAAGAGUGGCUCUGGCCCAGACACCCAGGUCGAGGACACCGCGACUUGAACAUGUGUUAAGAGAAGAUGCUCUCAAGAUCACAACUUUCUUAGCGGACCAGCAUCAUCCCAGGGCCGAUUUCAUGAGAGGCAUGUGGUUGGAAUUUGGAAAGUUCGGUCACAGAAUCGACAAGAAAGAGGCAUUUCUCUGCUAUACCCGGGCAUCUGAGAGGGGAUACGUUCGGGCUGAUUACCGCAUCGGCAUGCAAUUCGAGUCGUCGAAUGAUGCUCUGAAGGCUAUCAAGUACUACCAGAAGGGUGCUGAUGCGGGAGAUUCCGCCUCGUGCUACAGAUUGGGCAUGAUGACUCUGCUCGGCCAACACGGACAAGCACAAGAUUACCAACGUGGUCUCAACCUCAUCUAUGCGUCGGCUCAGACAGCCGACGAGAAUGCGCCGCAGGGAGCAUUUGUUUUCGGAAUGCUUCAAGCCCACCAAAUGACCCAGGUCCAAGUUCCUGAACAUUACCUGCCGAAAGAUAUUCCUGCAGCAAAGAUCAACAUUGAGAAAGCUGCGUAUUUAGGAUUCGCGAAAGCGCAGGUCAAAAUGGGACAAGCUUACGAACUGUGCGAGCUAGGAUGUCCAUUUGACCCUGCUUUGUCUCUUCACUACAAUGCUCUUGCUGCCAGGCAGGGAGAACCUGAAGCAGAGCUCGCCAUCAGCAAGUGGUUCCUCUGUGGUCACGAGGGGCUGUUCGACAAGAAUGAAGAAAUGGCCUUUACCUACGCUCAGCGAGCGGCAUUAUCUGGGUUCCCUACUGCACAAUUUGCUUUGGGAUAUUAUUAUGAGGUUGGAAUUUAUGUGCCUGUCAACUUUGAACAGGCCAAGGAGUGGUAUCGCAAAGCAUCACAGAGUGGCAAUCAGGAUGCCACUGGUAGGAUCGACGCCAUAUCCAGGUCGAAGACGCUUUCGCGGAAGGAUCACGAAAGCAUAGCCCUGUCGAAAAUCCGAAAGCAACGCGGUUCCAUGAUAGGGCCACCGCAAGCUCCUUCCGUGCCAACGAUGCCAAGUCUCGCAGAGGAAAGAGAGCCUCAAGUGCUGGACAUGCCGGAUCCGUCUCGACUGUCUCUUGACAACCGAAAGCCUCCCUCAGCCAGACCAGGAAACACUGCCCCAUAUCCUAUUGGGCCACCGAAUCUGCCGCAAGGUCCAGAACUCCCACCAACAUCAGCAUUUGGCAUCAAUCCCAACCUCCGCCCAACUUCGGCCGCCACUGUAGGCGGACCGAGACCUGAUCAGUACGGCCAGCCUCAUGUGUCUCCGCAGAUGCGUCCCUACUCUAGCAAUGAUGCUCGAAUGCCGGGUCCCGGAUAUGGUCGUGGUGAUCGCGUACCUUCUGGUCCCAAUCCACCACGACCAGGACCCCCGCAACGACCAGGGACCGGGUCGCCUCAUAUGCGACCGCAAGGUUCGCCGAAGCUUGACAUCGGAUAUUCUGCCCCGCUCGAACCAAGGCGGCCCCAGCAGCCUCCUCAGCCGAAUGGCUACGGCAACCCUAGUCCUAAUGGCCCUCCUCGCAACUCGCCACGACCAACCCAGCCUCCAUCACAGUCGCAAGGCCCUCCGCCAAAUCGUCCUCCACCCUCGAAUACGCGCCCCAGAUAUGGAAAUCCGCCACCAAACGUGAAACCAGCAAACAUGGCACCUUCGAAACCUGCAAGCAACGCGCCAACUGGGAACGCUCCGCCAUCCAAGCCGAACCAAAUGCCGGCGAACGCUGCUCGACUACCCGGGAAGGGCCCGAAGACUUUUGAUGAGAUGGGCGUCCCUGCCGGCAAAGAUAAGGGCGAAUGUAUUGUUAUGUAAUGUGUUCUUGGAACUUGUGCUUCAUUGUAUAUGAUACCCCCUCGCAUCAGCAAUUGUGUUUUUCGGUUCCAGUGCGCAUUGAGACGAAAAUGGAGCGUCACAGGCAUCGGGCUUGUGUCGGCGUGUCACAAAAUCGGUGGAAUGUGCUACGAGCAUUUUGAAUGGAAUAUGUUAAGCGCAUCUUCAGUCUAUGAUUGCCCUGCGUCGAUAUAGCCAGUCUUGUCAGCAUGGCGUUCUACGGACCCAGCCUCCAGACUUAGGAGGAUUCUUGGAUACAAGUAGCUUGCAUUAUGGCGCCGUAUUGGCGACCUGCAAGGCCAUUGCUAUAAUCUACGGAGUCUGCCUUUUUG